GAGCAGUGAUGUAAUGCCGAAGCAGGCCAUUGGUUGGCCGACCACAGUGAGCAGAGGAGGGAGGGAGAGACGGAGGGAGGGAGCGAUAGAGGAGAGGAGCGUCUCUGGGAGAACAGGGGCUUGUCAGACUGGCUUGCAGCGAGAUGUCAGAGUCUUAGUCAGCGUGAGAGGGGGGUCUGAGGGAUCAGCUCUGGCAACCCUGCCGACUGCUCUGGUUUACUGAAGAGGCUGCAGGCUGCAGAGGAAGGAGUUGGGGGAGCCUGGGAAGAAACGAUCUGCGGCCAUUUGCACUGCGGCUUCCCUGCCUGAGCCCAGCGUCGAGGCUUCGGCUGUCUGUCUGCCGCUUGCCUGUCUGUCUGUCUGUCUUUCUGUCUGUCUGUGUGAAGCCGGGACUGCUAUUCCUCCUAUCUUUGUGGAUCUGUAGGACUGAGUCCUCCUGCCUGUUUCAUCCCUUUGUGUCUGUGUGUGACUGUGUGUGUGACCGGUUGUGUGUGUGACCGUGUGUGUGUGUGUGUCUUCUUCUCUUGCAAAUAUGAUGAGACAGACUCCCGCCCCACGGAAGACCACGGCCAGACGGCCCAAGCCCACCCGGCCCACGGGGACCUCCAAGCCGGGGGCCUCAGGCUCGGCUUCGGCCGGGGAGAUGAGCAGCAGUGAGCCCAGCACCCCGGCCCAGACCCCCCUGGCUGCCCCGGUCAUCCCCACUCCGGGAGGGCUGCUUUCCCCCGGGGCCCCCCCGCCUCCACUGCCCAGCAAGGGCAACGUCUCUAUGGCAACACAGGAGGAGGAAUCCCUGCGUGGCCAGGUGAAGGACCUGGAGGAGAAGCUGGAGACCCUGAGGAUGAAGCGCUCGGAGGACAAGGCCAAGCUGAAGGAGCUGGAGAAGAGCCGCAUCCAGCUGGAGCAGCUGCAGGAGUGGAGGAGCAAGAUGCAGGAGCAGCAGGCCGAGCUGCAGAGACAGCUCAAGGAGGCCAAGAAGGAGGCCAAGGAGGCACUGGAGGCCAAGGAGCACUACAUGGAGGAGAUGGCCGACACGGCGGACGCCAUCGAGAUGGCCACGCUGGACAAGGAGAUGGCGGAGGAGCGGGCAGAGUCUCUGCAGCAGGAGGCAGACUCCAUGAAGGAGCAGGUGGAGGAGCUCACCAUGGACCUGGAGAUCCUGAAGCACGAGAUCGAGGAGAAAGGGUCAGACGGAGCUGCCUCCAGUUACCAUGUCAAGCAGCUGGAGGAGCAGAACGGCCGACUGAAGGAGGCUCUGGUCAGGAUGCGUGACCUGUCAUCAUCGGAGAAGCAGGAGCACGUGAAGCUGCAGAAGCAGAUGGAGAAGAAGAGCUUAGAGCUGGAGGUCUUGAGGAGCCAGAGGGAGAAGCUGCAGGAGGAGCUGGCGCUUGCCGAGAAGACCGUGGACGAGCUGAAAGAGCAGGUGGAUGCUGCUCUGGGGGCGGAGGAGAUGGUGGAGACCCUGACGGAGAGGAACCUGGACCUGGAGGAGAAGGUCAGGGAGCUGAGAGAGACCGUCACCGACCUGGAAGCCAUCAACGAGAUGAACGACGAGCUGCAGGAGAACGCCCGGGAGACGGAGCUGGAGCUGAGGGAGCAGCUGGACCUGGGCGCGGCGCGCAUCCGGGAGGCGGAGAAGCGCGUGGAGGCCGCCCAGGAGACCGUGGCCGACUACCAGCAGACCAUCAAGAAGUACCGCGAGCUCACCACUCACCUGCAGGAAGUGAACCGGGAACUGACGAGUCAGCAGGAGGCCUCGGCAGAGCAGCAGCAGCAGCCUCCAGCCGAGAUGUUCGACUUCAAGAUCAAGUUUGCUGAGACCAAAGCCUACGCCAAGGCCAUAGAGAUGGAGCUAAGGAAGAUGGAGGUGAGCCAGGCUAACAGGCAGGUGUCCCUGCUCACCUCCUUCAUGCCCGACUCCUUCCUGCGUCACGGAGGAGACCACGACUGCAUCCUGGUGCUGCUGCUCAUCCCCCGGCUCAUCUGCAAGGCGGAGCUCAUCAGUAAGCAGGCUCAGGAGAAGUUUGACCUGAAUGAGAGCUGCACCGUGCGGACGGGGCUGAGAGGAGGGCAGGGCGAGCAGAUGAGCUUCGCUGCCGGCCUGGUCUACUCUCUCAGUCUGCUGCAGGCCACGCUGCACAGAUACGAACAGGCUCUGGGUCAGUGCAGUGUGGAGGUGUAUAAGAAGGUGGGCUCUCUCUACCCUGAGAUGAGCAUUCACGAGCGCUCCCUGGACCUUCUGAUCGAUCUGCUGCACAGAGACCAGCUGGACGAGACCGUCAAUGUGGAGCCCCUGACCAAGGCCAUCAAGUACUACCAGCACCUGUACAGCAUCCACCUGACUGACCAGAUGGAGGACUGCACCAUGCAGCUGGCUGACCACAUCAGGUUCACCCAGAGUGCCCUGGACUGCAUGGCGGUGGAGGUGGGGAGGCUGCGAGCGUUCCUGCACACGGGCCAGGAGGAGACGGACCUGGCCGUUCUGCUGAAGGACCAGGAGACGUCCUGCUCGGACAUCCGCCAGUUCUGCAAGAAGAUCCGGCGUCGCAUGCCUGGCACCGACGUGCCGGGGAUCCCGUCUGCUCUCACCUUCGGAACCCAGGUGUCGGACACCCUGCUGGACUGCAGGAAGCACCUGACGUGGGUGGUGGCCGUGCUGCAGGAGGUGGCGGCUGCAGGGGCCCAGAUGAUCGCUCCUCUGGGGGAGCAGGAGGGCCUGUCUGCCCUCAGACUGGAGGACGUGGCCUUCAAGGCUGGAGAGCAGAUCUACGGAACCCCGGGUGCCAAUCCGUACGAAUGCCUGCGCCAGUCGUGCAGCAUCGUCAUAGCAACCAUGAACAAGAUGGCCACGGCCAUGCAGGAAGGAGAAUACGAUGCUGAGAAGCCCCAGAUCCGGAAUCCUCCUCCGGUGGAGGUGCGGGCGGCGGCGCUGCGUGCCGAGAUCACCGACGCUGAGGGUCUGGGCAUGAAGCUGGAGGACAGGGAGACCGUCGUCAAGGAGCUGAAGAAGUCCCUGAAGAUCAAGGGGGAGGAGCUGAGCGAGGCCAGCGUGCGUCUCAGCCUGCUGGAGAAGAAGCUGGACAGCUCGUCCAGAGAUGCGGACGAGCGCGUGGAGAAGAUCCAGACCCGGCUGGACGAGACCCAGACGCUGCUGAGGAAGAAGGAGAAGGAGUUUGAGGAAACCAUGGACGCCCUGCAGGCCGACAUCGACCAGCUUGAGGCGGAGAAGGCGGAGCUGAAACUGCGUCUCAGCAGCCAAUCAAAGAUGACCAUGGACGGCCUGAGAGGAACGCCUCCCUCGGGCAUAGCGUCUGUCGUCACGGGGAUGGCAGGAGAGGAACAGAAAGGAGGGGCUGUGAUGGCAGCUAUGGGGGCGGGGCUGCAGGUGAUCGACUCCCCCCUGCUGACUCAGCAGAUCGACGCUCAGCGACUCAGCAUCAAGCACCUGAAGAACGAGAACAACAAGCUGAAGGCUGAGAAGAUGCGUGUCCAGCUGGCCUCCCUGACGCCCCUCAACGUGGCCAAGCUGCCGUCCCGAGACGGCGCCCGUCCAGAGGUGCUCUCCAGCGCCCUCUACCGCAAGACGGACCAGCUGCUGGACACUCUGCUGCAGAUGAGCGCCAACGUCAAAGUGGUGGACGUCACCGGGAGGUCUCCAGUCACUCCUAGCGCCCAGCUCCUGGAACAGACGGCCAGACUCCAGUCGCUAAGUGACACCCUUGACAGACUGAAGGAUGAGGUAGCGGAGCACGUGGUGACUCAGCGUCCUGGCGCUCGGGCCUCCUCACACUUCGCCACGUUCCCCUCCACGGCUUUUGUUAAGGCCAAGGAGGAGAGGAGGGGGGACACAGUGUUGGUGGGCAGGGUCAUGCUGCCGUGCUCCCGGGGUCAGGAGCAGGCUCACCGGCUCGUCCUAUCACAGGCUGAGCUCCAGAGAGUGCACCGCCUCCUGCUGACCUAAGCACCCGCCCCCAGCCCCGCCCCCCACAGCCCUGCUUGAGACUAGCCUCCGCCCCCCCUGCCGUUCGCUGUGUGUGGUUAGUAGGACGAAGCAGUAUAGGCCAACAGUGCGUCUGUUUGUGUUUCUCUCAAGGUUACGUUAACGACUCAGCACAUAUGAUGACGCCACUCUGAUGUUGCUGUGUCUGACGUGAUCGGCUGUUGUGCCCUCUUUAUACAUCACAACUAAAGGGAUGAUCAGCUGUGAGGUCAGGUUGAUCUGAGGUCUUUGUCCAAGUUACAUGAUGGCUACUGUACAGAAUACUACUUCCUCAAAAGGAUUUCAGAGAAGGAAAAACACAUUUGAAUAAGGGACUUUAUGAAGCAUUAGUUGAUUUUCUUGCACAUAAGUUUUGACUUUGUAUUACUUUAAAAAGUUACUUUUAUUAAGGAGCAUUGUUUGUCUUAAAUUAUAGAAUUACAAUUUUUUUUUCCAAAGGGUAACUUUAGUAUUUAUUGCACACGAACGCCAGUCCAUUGUUGCAGGAUACUUUUACAUGCUUGGUAUUUGUGAUUUACCAUGUGAGUAAUGUCAUAUGAAACUUCAGAGCUAAUAUAACGGAAUUGUAUCGCAUUUGUAAGGUGUUUGAGAAACAUAUCAUUGUGUAGAAUGACCGUGUCCUGGCCUGACCCUGCAGAGAUACUCGCGGUUCAGGCUGGUCAUAUAUGCCUUAUCCUUUACUUUCUAGCUCAAACCUCAUUCAUUGCAAAACCAACAUCUCUGCCAAAGAUUCUACGUUUUUUAAUCCGCCACAUUUUUCAUCUUUGGAUUUCAAAAAAACAUUUUAUUUUAAUACACUUCAAGCUACACCAUAUUAGAUUGUUAUAUCAUGUAUUUAUAGUCAAGUAUAUAGUAUAAAAAAAUAUGUACACACCAACAGUAUUCGGUAUUGAGGAGUUGUGGGGUUUUGUCGUUGAGAACUUAUCGCAUUAUUAGCAUCUUGAAAGAAAAGGUGUGCCCUCUCACGAGAGCCCAGCCCAGCCCCUGGCUCCCUCCGUGCCCUCUCUGUGCCCUCUCUGUGCCCUCUCUGUGCCCUCUCUGUGCC
Molecule: messenger RNA, 5045 nt
Organism: Hypomesus transpacificus
Lineage: Eukaryota; Metazoa; Chordata; Actinopteri; Osmeriformes; Osmeridae
Gene: dctn1b
Product: dynactin 1b
Exons: 27
Coding region: 533-3961 (1142 amino acids)
Biological process (GO): nuclear migration; establishment of mitotic spindle orientation
Cellular component (GO): kinetochore; spindle pole; axon
Source: RefSeq, a predicted model, not a curated record